AUGGUGGCAGAACCAGUCCAAGCCAGCCUUUCGUUUCUUCGGGCGGCGUAUCUGCAGGCCAGCGGCUAUGUUCUGGAAUUGUUUCCCGCCCCAGAUCCAAAUGUCCUGGCGCCCAAAACUUUGCCGCCGACUCGGCCGCUCGAGCGUUUUUUUCUGUGGACCGAACAACAUAAGCGCGCGAUCUGGGCCGCGGCGGGCGUGGGGCUCGGCGUGGGCAUCGGCGCGGGGGCGUUUUUUUACAGCCAAACGCGUGCGCCGCCCAAACGCCGCGUGCCCAAGUUGGCCAACGGCGCGCGCCGCGACGUGGUGCUUGUGGUUGGGUCGCCCACCGAGCCGCUCACGCGCCUAGUGGCGCUCGACUUUGAGAAGCGCGGCUUCAUUGUCUACUUGACCAUUCUUGACGACAAGGAUGCCCGCUACGUCAACCAGAGCACGCUAGCCGACGACGUCAACUACUUGAACUUGCACGACUCGCCCACCGACGCUGUGUUGCGCGACUUCAAGCGGUGGCUCGCCACGCCGGUGGUGCCGUUUGCCAACGCUGCGCCGCACCGCCUCCGGUUGCGUGCCGUGGUGUUUGCGCCGCACAUGUUCUUCCCGCUCGGCCCGGCCGAAAGCGUCUCGCCGGCGUCGUGGGCGCGUGUGCAGCGGCUCCUCGCAGUGCACUUUGAGCUUUUCAGCGCUGGCCUUGCCGACAUUGUGCGCAGCCACUCGAGCAGAGUCGUUGCUGUUGUUCCGACAGUGGUGAGCACGCUCUGCAUGCCGUAUCAUGCGCCGGAAGCGGUGUUUCAGGCAGCAUUGAAAUCCUUCUACGCCACGCUAGCGCACGAGUUGGGGCCUCACGGCGUGCCGGUCACCCAGGUGCGGCUCGGCAACUUGAAUGUGUCGCGUGGAACGCCGCUGGCCGCCGUCGUGGACGCCGAGGUCCGGAGCUGGCCCGAGGAAAUGAGAGACGCCUACGGCGCCCACUUCCGCCGUGCCCAGGCGCGUGCGGCCGUGGGAAGCGGCCGUGCUAGCCGCAGCCUCAGAGAUUUGCACCACUUGCUUUUUGACUUGGUGUUUGCACGGUCGCCUCCACGAGUAGUAUACUUUGGCACGGGCGCACGCGCAUAUGAGUGGCUUGUUUGUCUCUUCCCAUGGGCCGCGUCGAUGGCUCUUUAA
This is a messenger RNA of Clavispora lusitaniae ATCC 42720, 1161 nucleotides long. RefSeq lists its product as uncharacterized. NCBI's taxonomy places the organism in Eukaryota, Fungi, Ascomycota, Pichiomycetes, Serinales, Metschnikowiaceae. The record is from RefSeq and is a predicted model, not a curated record.